Messenger RNA from Purpureocillium lilacinum, 945 nucleotides. RefSeq lists its product as uncharacterized. Lineage: Eukaryota; Fungi; Ascomycota; Sordariomycetes; Hypocreales; Ophiocordycipitaceae. The record is from RefSeq and is a predicted model, not a curated record.
AUGUGCGCGACCAAAGUCGAGAGCAAUUCCGGACCGAUUCCCGAGGCGAUGGGCCAACUGGUCGAGACCUACGCGCAGCUGUUCAAAAACGGCCAGCGUUCCCCCAUACUGCGUCGACCAGACGAGUAUGGCAUGAAGUACGAGGACAUAUUCUUCCCUUCCCUUGACGGUACCAUCUUGCAGGGCUGGUUCAUCCCUGCAGCCAAUUCCAAGAAGCUCAUCAUUGCCAACCACCCCAUGACGUGCAAUCGCUACGGGUAUCCCGGACAUCUGGAGGGCUACGGGGGCUUUGGGGGCUUUGAAGUCAACUUCUUGCCCGACUACAAGGCUCUCCACGACGCUGGCUUCAACGUCAUCUGCUACGACCUUCGCAACCAUGGCAUCAGCGAUCAAGGCUCAGGAGGUACCUGCGGUGCUCUCGGAUACUAUGAAGCUCGCGACGUCGUCGGCUCUCUCAAAUAUGCCCGCUCGCGCCCCGAGACCAAAGAUAACUCCAUCGGUCUUCUGAGCCGCUGCAUGGGCGGCAACUCCACCAUCCACGCCAUGACGCAUUUCCCCGAAUACUUUUCCGACAUCAAGGCCCUUAUCCUCCUGCAGGCCGUCUCCGGGCACGCAUUCGUGGAGAAGGGCGCCAUCAACUCCAACCUCGACGUUGCGGCAACUGUGGCGGCCUUUGACAAGCGGAUCCACGAAUUGACCGGCUUCCGCCUGAAAGAGCUGACUCCCAUACCGUUAGCCAAGAAUGUGACUGUUCCAACUCUGUUUGCGCAGGUUAGGAAGGACGCCUUGAUCGAUACGAAGGACAGUCAGGAGAUUUUCGAUGCUCUGGGCAGCAAGGAAAAGAAACUCAUAUGGAUCGAGGAUUCGACCAGACGAUUCGACGGCUACAACUACUUUGCCGAAAAGCCCGCUGAGAUGGUUCAGUGGUUCCAAAAGUUUGUUUAG